This is a messenger RNA of Camelina sativa (false flax), 1271 nucleotides long. RefSeq lists its product as uncharacterized. Gene Ontology annotation, cellular component: nucleus. Lineage: Eukaryota; Viridiplantae; Streptophyta; Magnoliopsida; Brassicales; Brassicaceae. Gene Ontology annotation, molecular function: DNA-binding transcription factor activity; transcription cis-regulatory region binding. The record is from RefSeq and is a predicted model, not a curated record. Gene Ontology annotation, biological process: positive regulation of DNA-templated transcription.
AAUGGUGUCCCACGAAAUAUUUCCUGCUUUUAAAAAAGUUGGCUCUACAAAAUAAAAAUUUCAAGUUUUUAAUUUUUAAACCCCACCAUAGUGCAAGAUGACUCAAAAGCUGUUUAUACAGUAUAAUCUACGGUCGUACAUCGUAUUUUAACAAUAUUACCAAAUUACCCCUCUUGGUUUUGUCAAUAAAUAUCAGCCUCCAACAAUGCAAUUCUUCCCUUUUCCCCUCCUAAUUUCUCUCAUCUCUCUAUUAGAAAAAAUUUGUUAUCAUGUUGUCCACUGUACCGGCCUUUUCAUUCUCUGAACCGGGUUUGGUUAAUCAAUUUUCGGGUUUCCAAACCGGCUUCACUCCUUGGGAAUGGGACUGCUCUGAUCUCUUCUUUUCCGUGGACCAAAUGUCUCUUGAACCGGCCGUACCAAGCCCUUGUUAUGGUGAAUCAGACACCGGUUCCGUCAGAAUUAAUUCCGGUUCUCAUUACAUGAAAACUGGUUCUGACGAAUCUUGUCUCGGUUUCGUCAAAACUAGUCCCGGUUUUGACGACGCCAACCAAUCAGACGGUCUACCGUGCUCUCAAGCACACGAACCAGACUCGGAAGACCCAAAAAAAUUGACAGCCAUCACGAAUUCCGGUUCGGGAGAGCAGAACCAUAACGGGAAAUUUUUAACCCAACCGGAGAUGACCGAGGAGCGAAAGAGGAAGAGGAUGGAAUCAAACCGGGAAUCAGCGAAACGGUCGAGAAUGCGUAAACAGAGCCACAUCGAUAACUUAAGGAACCAAGUAAACCGUCUUGAUUUAGAAAACCGUGAGCUCGGGAACCGGCUUCGGUUAGUAUUACACCAGCUUCAACGAGUGAACACAGACAAUAACCGGCUCGUAACGGAACAAGAGAUUCUUCGGUUGAGACUAUCGGAGAUGCGACGGGUUUUGAUCAUUAGACAACUUCAACAACAGCAACAGUGGGAACUUCAUAACCGGAGAAUGAUCAUGACUGAACAUAAGUAACCCAUCUUCAACCAUCGAUCAACUUGUCUAAGGAGAAGAAAAAUAUAUAUGUAGAAAAAAAAAAUUAGAACAAUAAGAAGAAGAAAAAAAAAAAGAGAUGGAAGCAAAAAAAAAAAUCUCUCUAUGUAUCUCUCUAUCUCUCUUAUGUAAAUGAAAUGGAAACGUUAGGAAGAGAAAGUGAUAGUUUUCUAAUAUUCCACUUUCUCUUUUGUAUAUUGUUACUUUUUUGAGAGAAAAACAUAAAAAUAGAAGAGAUUUUUAUUUUUC